Molecule: messenger RNA, 2378 nt
Organism: Drosophila mojavensis
Lineage: Eukaryota; Metazoa; Arthropoda; Insecta; Diptera; Drosophilidae
Product: transmembrane protein fend
Exons: 4
Coding region: 1115-2212 (365 amino acids)
Source: RefSeq, a predicted model, not a curated record
UUUCGUUUUCCGUUAGUGCAGCAUUUAUCCUCGACGACGUUGGUUGGCCUCGCCUUCGCCCUCAGCCAUUGUCACUGUCGCUGUCGCAGUCGCCGUCGAAGUCGAAGUCGCAGUCGUUUGUCGCCUUGUCGCUAGUGUUGUUAUUUAUUUGUGUGUGCAUUUUUUUUUGUUUUUUGCUGCUUCUGCUGCUCUGCUCUGCUCUCGUUGUGUGUGCACGUUUUAUUUAUUGUUGUCGUGUGUUGUUUGUUUGUGUUUUUGUUAUGGUGCCAGUGCCAACUUACCUGAUAUAAAAAAACAACACACACACACAGAAAAAAAAAACAAACUCAAACAAGGUGCGCAGACCUGGAGUCAGGGCCACGGCACAUGUUGUUAGUUAAACCAGCGCCCCAGAACGCUUGCCUCACAUCCCCCAGCCCCUUCAAGAAGCCCGGGACACUAACCAAUAAGUAAACCCCAAAAGGCAGCAGCAACAACAGGAGCAACAACAAUAACAGCUACAACAAGACGCAAAGUAAAUUCAAAACGAAACUAAACGACACAGACGAAAGUCCACAGUUCACCGCAAUAGUUACAGUUACUCUCACGCCGCGUGGUUUCAAUCGCAGCAUGCUUUCAGCUGAGACACAGUUAUUGCUGUUGUUCGUGUUGUUGUUGGCGCAGCCAAAGCUCUGAGCAAUCGCCAAAUCACAAACACAAAACGGCAAACAGUAACAACAACAACAACAAUAACAGGAAGAAGGAGAAGAAGAACAAAACAAAUAGAAAUACACAAAACGCGCUGCGUCCGUUGCUUCACUAAAUGCAGUCGACGUCAAUGUUGACGUCGCUGUCGUCACAGUCGUCGCGUAUUAUGGGCCUAACCAAACAGCAACAACAACAACAGCAGCAGCAACAACAACGCCAACUUCAACAGCACUUGAUACAAAAAUAAACAAACAAAAUCAAUCAAUUAAUCAAUCUGUGAACGCCCCAGGCGUACGCCCUCGCUCUUGUACAUCCACGCCCACGCCCACGUCGACGCCCACGCUCGCUUUAAACUGCAACAGCAGCAACAACAAAAACAACAACAUCAAUAACAAGAGGAAGGACAUAUAUAGCAACAGCAACAACAAUGUUCCAGUCAAUUGCAUUAGUGCUCGUCCUGGUUGCCGCCCAGUCUGUGGCCCAGGCUCCGAAGGAUGCGAAUAGAAACGCUGCCGCUGCCGCUGCCUCUGCCUCUGGCUCUGGCUCUGGCUCUGGCGCGCCUGCUGUCCAGCUGCAGGCAACGGAGACACAAGCGGCGACAGCAGCAGCAGCAGCGGCGGCGGCGGUAGCAGCAGCGACGCCAUUCAGCAGCAAACAGCUCACCAGAUGCCGCCAAAGCUGCUAUCAGCAGUUUGCGAGGGAUUGGAAUUAUUGCACGGAUUUCGUUGAUUGCAGAAGCUGUUGGCAAAACUGCCACAGGCAAUUGGCGCCCUUUGAGCUGCGCGUCCACCAUGCCCAACGACAGGGAGCCCUGGUGCUGACCGACAUCGGAUGGGACGAGAUGAUUGCGAACGCAUCGCGUCAAUGCCUGAUCACCUGGGAGGUAUCCGGCGGCGGUCUCAUGGGCAACCUGCUCACAGACACAGCACGCGCCGAGCUGUCACUCUGGCCGGAUACAGUGUACAACAUACAGGUGACCUGCAAGCAUAAGCUAACGGGUCUGAUGCGGCGUUCACUGAAGCUCAAUGUGGACACACAUCGGCUGCUGUCAGAAGCAGCGGCAGCGGCAGCGGCAGCCAAUCGUUGGACAAAUCCCAGCCUGUUGCCCCUAAAUGUGGAUAUGCUGCCAGCGGCAACAACAACAACAACAACGGCAGCAAAAGCAAUAGCCACAGCAACGUCAGCAACAUCAGCAGCAGCAGCCUCACCCCCACCACCACCACCGCCAUCACCACCAACAGCAACAACAACUACAAAAACAGCAGCAGCAGCAACAGCAAUUUUGCAGCGCACUCGACCCACAGACCGUGUGUACAUCAUCAGUGCAUUGCCAACGGCCAGCCAGCUGAGCGGCGUUGUGUAUCCGGCCUUUGGUGCGUUGGCUUUCUUCCUGGCAUUGCUCGUUAUGUUCCUGUUUCUGCGUCCGCAACGCAAGCGGGCCUCUGAUGGGGAUGCGGACACCGCAUCUCUCCUAAGCGGACGUCGCUCGCGGCUCUCCAUGGACAACUCAACGCUGCAUGUGUAGGCGCUCAAAAGGCGAACCGAGUUAAAUGACAAAAUAACAGCAAUAUCAGCAGCAGCAACAACAACAACAAAAAGAGAGAGAACUUGUAGUCGUUUAUGUCUGACUAUGUGAUAUUCUGCACCCAAAUUGUACAUAACAUAGAUACACACAAAUACACACACACACA